Messenger RNA from Mesorhabditis belari, 2307 nucleotides. The record is from the annotation of a GenBank genome assembly. Lineage: Eukaryota; Metazoa; Nematoda; Chromadorea; Rhabditida; Rhabditidae.
AUGUCCACGUCGGGUGGUUCGCGUGGAAAAUUGGCGCAAGGAUUCGGCACAAAUGGAGCUGACCAAACGGCCGCCUCACUCUUUGACUCGGUUUUCUCGAAGCCUGCCAAUCGCUUUCCAAAACGGCCAGUGCUCGUUGAAGAAGAAAAGGAUGCACUUCCUUCGGUUGUCUCUGAGGCUUCUACAUCACGGAAUUUGGAUGGAAACCAGAAGAUGAUGUCGCCUCCAGUGAGCUUGCCCGAAUCUACUUCCACUGAAGGUGAUGGAAACGUCGAUCAGUCACCAUCUGGCUCAAAUUCGGACGAUGAUGAUACAAUGGACUCUCAGCAUUCAAGUGGACCCGUUCGUCGACCACCCAAGCACACAUUGCCUAUUUCAUCUAACUACGAGUUUGAUGACAAUUUCGAUGAAGAUUCAAACACUCCACCUGCAUCAAAACGAGCAAAGUCGCCAGAAGAAGAGCCGCAACAAAGUUUGAGGCUUUUGCCAAAGAAAGAAGCAAAGCCGAUUUAUCGACACACUUGGUCCACCGGUUCAGGGCCAUCUGAUGAGGAACAAGAAGAACCGAAUGAAACACGCGAAGAUUCGCCAGAAGUUGCUAAGACUGCAAAUGUGGAAAAUAACAAGUUGCUGGCAAAGCCAAGAGUCCCGAUCUGGCGCUCCCAGUCUGCAGCAACAACAGCAACAAUUCAAAAAGACGAAGGAGUACGACGUAUUCGGAAAGUCAAGGAAGCUCACGAGUGCUUAGAGAUUGGUGAACAAGACGAUUAUAAACAGGAUCUCGAAUACAUUUUAUCCUCGUUGGCCAACCAAAAUGCAAAUAUCAAUACGAAAUGCUUGAGUGCUAUAACUUUGGCGAAGAAGUGUAUUACUUCCGAUUUUCGACAGUUCAUUAGAACGAAGGGACUGAUUGGAGCAGUGUUUCGAUCGUUGAUUGAUGCACCAUCAGAUGCGAACUUCGCUCUAUGUGCAGCAACAGUCGUCUAUUUGAUGUGUCGAGAUCAUAUUUCGGUCAAAGCUGAUGCCACAACAUUGCGACUUCUAUCGAGUUUGCUCAAAAUGGAGACGGGACCACUUUGUCAAGUCGACGAGAAAUAUAAGAAACAAGUUCACGACAUCUUUAAAGCUUAUGUAAAAAACAGCGAAUCAACUGGACACAAAAUUGCAUUUGAUAUCGAUUUAGAAAAUAUUUCGCCUUCAUCUCUUGUUCUCGAAGCAUUGGUCUAUGUUUUGUCAAAGAAUCACGAGGAAGCUGUGAAGAAUGAGUUGUUGACACAAGGAGCACUACAAUGGGUUGUCACUAAAGUUGAGAAGAUAACACAAAGCCUUGAAGAAAGCCAAACUAAUGAGACAGCACAAAAAUUGUUAAUUCCGUUAGAACGAUGUUUCCGUGUCCUUGAGAUGUGCACUCUGUUCCACAAGAAGAAUCAAGCUUACCUCAUCAGUCAUCGUGGAAGUGUUUUAAUCAACUCUUGCGCAAAACUUAUUGCUCUCCAACAAGAAAGGGUGUCUCGAUGUGAAACAAAUUCUGAACUUGCCUAUGCUCAUCUUGGUUGCUUAUCGAUGAUGGCUCGAGUUUUGAUGAAUUUAAGUCAUGAGAAUGAGCUUUGCUGCACGAAACUCGGACAAAUUCCCGGCUUCCUACCAUUGUGUCUUUCUUCAUUUACCUAUAUCGCUCCAAAAUAUGCCGCCGACGAUAAGAAAUUUGAUCUCUACGUUAUGAUGUGUUCCCUUCUUGUGAAUCUCGUUGAACGUUGCAACUCGAAUCGACGAAAAUUGAUUGGUUCUCAAAUAAGAACAUAUGAUCCGGUGACAAAAGAGGAAACGGAGUUGCCCGUCUUGGAAGCUCUAACAAAGCUAUUUCUUUCUCGGGAAGAGGCGGCGAAGAAUAUUGAUGAAGAUCUUGACAAAGAUUUGGUCAUGGAAGAGCCGGAUAUGAAUGAGAAUGAUAAUGAGGAAAACGACGAUGAUGAUGGACCAAGAGAGGAUGGUCGCCUUGAUCGGGGUCGUUUGGAGGAUAUGAGUGAAGCAGAGAUGUUGAUGCAUGUGCAAAGUGCGAUGAAUAAGGCUUCGGCUCAUAUGGAGGACAGUGUCGUGGCUUCAUACGUUGCGCUUUUGAUUGGAUGUCUUUUACAGCAAAAUGAGGAAGCAGCAAACCGCGUCCGUGAACUUCUGCCCGAUGGACGUUUGGAUUCGAUGAUCGAACAAUUGCAUCGUUUCUUGGAGUUUAUGAAUAUUGCGAGCAGCAACAAGGGUUGUCGAUCGAUUGAGAAGAUUGUCGAGUAUCUCGAAAGGAUGAAUUCCGAA